This is a messenger RNA of Triticum urartu, 592 nucleotides long. Lineage: Eukaryota; Viridiplantae; Streptophyta; Magnoliopsida; Poales; Poaceae. The record is from RefSeq and is a predicted model, not a curated record.
AAACCCUAGCGCAACUGACUCCUUCACCUCGCAGACAUCCCCGAGCAGAAGCCGCAGCCGACGCCGCUGACCCUCGCGACGCCGCCACUUCUCCUCGGGGCGCAACCAUGGUGACCUCCACGAAGAAGACGAAGAAGUCCGGGGACAACAUCAACAACAAGCUACAGCUUGUCAUGAAGAGCGGCAAGUACACGCUCGGCUACAAGACCGUCCUCAGGACCCUCAGGAACUCCAAGGCAAAGCUUGUGAUCCUUGCUAACAACUGCCCUCCGCUCCGCAAGUCUGAGAUUGAGUACUAUGCUAUGUUGGCGAAGAUCACUGUCCACCACUACCAUGGAAACAAUGUUGAUUUGGGAACUGCGUGUGGUAAAUACUUCCGAGUCUGCUGCCUGAGUAUCAUCGACCCUGGCGAUUCCGACAUCAUCAACGCAACACCAGCUGGCCAGUAAACCUGUGUAUGCCAUUUUCAGUGUCUCGUCUGAUGUGUCAUCUGAGGUGUUCUAGAGUGUAGUUCUUGCUGGACUUGAUUUGGUCUUGUGCACAUCAUUUAUCAGUCAAUCAAGUUUGAUGGAACUAUGGUUUUGGAUCAAAA